UCUUCCUCAGACUCGUACAGUUCGCACGUUACAGAGCCAGCCGACCGUGUCUCUUCGCCGCAGCCGUAUUAGCCGCAAUCGUUGAUCGUGCAGCAUCGCGCUUCUUUGAUCAGGCCAACAGCGGCGAUUCGGGCUCGUUUAUUCAUUUGUCGGUUUCGAGUUCUUACGGGCACACAUCGAGGGUUGAAUACCCAAUAUUCAAACGGUAUAUAAAUCGUUCAUAAGAGACUGUAUCGACGGUGUGUUCACCGAGACGUGAUCCAGCCACUUGAACCCUUAUUCAGACAUGUUGGUGGAGUACGCGGUCAAGUGGGCAUGGAGGGUGCUCGGCGGAUCGCCGGAGAAUGUUAUGUUCACACUUAUCGUGUUCGUCGGAGUGUUCGCGAUCGUCAGAUCGGCCCAGUGGCUAGAAUUCACCCGCUCUCUGCCGCCGGGUCCGUGGGGCCUUCCGGUCGUUGGAUACCUGCCCUUCCUCAAGGGCGACAUCCAUCUCCACUUCGGGCAGCUCGCCAAGAAGUACGGAUCCAUGUUCAGCGCCAGACUCGGUUCCCAGCUCGUCGUCGUACUCAGCGAUUACAGGGCGAUUCGCGACACUUUUAGACGCGAGGAAUUCAACGGCAGACCCCACAACGAAUUCAUGAACAUCCUGGGCGGAUACGGUAUCGUAAACUCAGAGGGAGCGAUGUGGAAAGAACAGCGAAGGUUCCUCCACGACAACCUCAGGAGUUUAGGGAUGACGUAUCUCGGCGCUGGGAAGAAGACGAUGGAGUCAAAAAUAAUGAGAGAAGUUCAAUCCUUCCUCCGUUUGCUGUCGGUGCAACAAGGCGCCCCGACGAACAUAUCGACCUCACUCGGAAUGUCGAUAAGCAACGUGAUAUGCUCGAUAAUAAUGGGGGUGCGAUUCCACCACGGCGACAGCCGGUUCAAACGGUUCAUGAUCCUGAUCGAAGAGGGGUUCAGGCUGUUCGGCAGCAUGGUGGCGGUCAACUUCAUUCCGGUGAUCCGAUUCCUCCCUGGCAUCCAAAAGAUCCGCGACAAGAUACGGGAGAACCGUUCCGAGAUGGCAACCUUCUUCCAAGAGACGGUAGACCAGCACCGCGCGACCUUCGACGAGGGUAACAUCCGCGACCUAGUCGACGCGUACCUCCUAGAGAUCCAGAAGGCCAAGAGCGAGGGUCGCGACGCGCAGCUCUUCCAAGGAAUGAACCACGACCGCCAGAUGCAGCAGAUCCUCGGCGAUCUCUUCUCAGCUGGCAUGGAGACGAUAAAAACGACACUUGAGUGGGCGGUAGUGCUGAUGCUCCACCACCCUGAGGCGAUCCGAGCCGUGCAGGAGGAGCUUGACCACGUGGUAGGUCGCUCACGAUUGCCAGCUCUCGAGGACGUCCCGUUCCUCCCGAUAACGGAGUCGACGAUCCUGGAGAUACUCCGGAGGUCGAGCAUAGUGCCCCUAGGAACAACGCACGCGACGACAAGGGACGUCAGGCUUAACGGCUUCACGAUACCGGCUGGUACCCAGAUAGUCCCGCUCCUCCACGCGGUCCACAUGGACCCGGAGCUUUGGAACGAGCCGCAGGCGUUCAGACCGGAGCGCUUCUUGUCGGCGGAGGGUAAGGUGACGAAACCAGAGUACUUCAUACCCUUUGGAGUUGGCCGUCGGAUGUGCCUGGGAGACGUGCUCGCGAGAAUGGAGUUGUUCCUAUUCUUCAGCUCGCUGCUCCACACCUUCGACAUCAGCCUACCCGAGGGAGCUUCUCUUCCCAGCCUCCGGGGAAACGCCGGGAUCACGGUAACACCCGACCCGUUCAAGGUCUGUCUGAACCAGCGCACCUUCGAGGGGAUCGACUUGGAGUCCCUCGAAUGGGCCACCGGUUCGCUGAGAAACGUCGGGGGCCACUAAAGCGUUCGUUUUGCGGGUCCCGAAAGCACGGUAGUUCCUAACGGGUGAUCGAUCGAUCAAUUGACCGAUCUAUUUUGGGCCUCAAUUGACUUCCCGGCUGAUUGGGAAGAGUGUAUGUGAGAGAGGAAGAGAGAGAGAGAGAGAGAGAGAGGGUGGGGAGGGGGGAGGGAGGGGUGAAUAGUGCCAUUACUGAUCGACGAACUUGUGUGAUUAUCCUAUAUAAUUAGCUGCGUCACGGUUGAACGGUCUAUUUAACUAUUUUUUUUUUUAUUAAUUCUUUCAUCCCGAAGUAACGUAACGUGAUCAGGGCUAAGAAAGAUUUUACCAUCGAUCGUUAUACGUCGCGUCAUAUAUUCACCAUCGAUCAAUAUUACGAUACAAGGUAAUAUGGUAUGAUAUAAUAUAAACGUGUAUGGAUAAACAUACACAAAGAAACACACGCAGACACACCGAUAUAACAAGUUCGCGACGUUCGAUGCAUAUAUACAAAUAUGUAUAUAUUUUCGACUGCAAAUGGCAUAUUAUUUAUUGUAUGUUCAUUCCGUGAGCGUCAAAGAAAACCCAUGUGUUCAGUAAUGUAAAUUACACAUAUAUAUAUACAUAUAUACAUGCAUAUAUAUGUAGAUAUACGUAUAUUAAGUGUAGAUAGAUCAUAACUUUUCAACUAGGCAGACUCAGUCCCGUAUAUUAUGGAUAUUACACGGCUGAAUCGAUCGGAAAUCACUGAGGCAGUUUCGUUCAAAUUUACGAGAACAAUUUCUGAUAAAAUAUCCGUGUUCAUUUUCCGAACGAAUCCGUUUCUCUUAUAUCUGCGUACACACACACA
Messenger RNA from Neodiprion virginianus, 2726 nucleotides. RefSeq names its product cytochrome P450 18a1 (gene Cyp18a1). Lineage: Eukaryota; Metazoa; Arthropoda; Insecta; Hymenoptera; Diprionidae. Gene Ontology annotation, cellular component: cytoplasm; intracellular membrane-bounded organelle. Gene Ontology annotation, molecular function: oxidoreductase activity, acting on paired donors, with incorporation or reduction of molecular oxygen, reduced flavin or flavoprotein as one donor, and incorporation of one atom of oxygen; heme binding; iron ion binding. The record is from RefSeq and is a predicted model, not a curated record. The transcript is spliced from 5 exons. The coding region runs from base 287 to 1900 and encodes 537 amino acids. Gene Ontology annotation, biological process: xenobiotic metabolic process.